Pezoporus occidentalis (night parrot) is the source of this 2834-nucleotide messenger RNA. It is a transcript of the gene ARMC3, whose product is annotated as armadillo repeat containing 3. The record is from RefSeq and is a predicted model, not a curated record. Lineage: Eukaryota; Metazoa; Chordata; Aves; Psittaciformes; Psittacidae. The coding region runs from base 138 to 2681 and encodes 847 amino acids. The transcript is spliced from 19 exons. Gene Ontology annotation, molecular function: protein binding.
GGGGGAAUCUCUGCGGCAAGCCUGUGGCGGAGAGCAGCAGCGGUGUCCGAAGGGGCCAGGUGCCGCGAGGGACUGGUGGCUGCCAGCUCCAAGAGUAAUUUCUCUCAGAAGAGACCUUUAAUUCCUUGACUAAGAGAAUGGGUAAAAAAGUAAAGAAGGAAGGAGAGUCUCCACCCAAGGAUGUGCUUGAUCCUUUAUUGAUUGAAAGCAAAACAGCAGCAACAGUUGUGUUAAUGCUUAGUUCUCCUGAAGAGGAAGUUUUGGCCAAAGCAUGUGAUUCUCUCUAUAAAUUUGCAUCAAAAGGUGAUGAAAACAAAGCAACGCUUCUUGGUCUUGGUGCUGUGGAACAGCUGUAUAAACUCAUCUCACAUGAAGAUCCAACUGUACGUAGAAAUGCCAUCAUGGUAUUUGGCAUCAUGGCUUCUAAUUAUGAUGUCAAGAAGUUACUGAGGGAACUGGAUGUCACAAAUUCACUUAUAUCACACCUGGUGCCAGAAGAAGAUGUAGUUAUUCAUGAAUUUGCUACUCUCUGUCUUGCAUAUAUGGCUGUUGAAUAUACUACUAAAGUACAAAUAUUUGAGCAAGGUGGAUUAGAACCACUUAUCAGGCUGCUAGGUAGCCCUGAUCCUGAUGUUCAGAAGAAUUCAGUUGAAUGUAUCUACCUCCUGGUGCAGGAUUUUCAAAGCCGUGCUGCAGUUCGUGAACUGAACAUAAUUCCACCCUUGCUGGAACUACUGAAAUCUGAAUACCCAGUUAUUCAGUUGCUAGCCCUUAAAACCUUAGAAGUAAUUAGCAAAGAUGGAGAAACCAGGAUAAUGCUGGGAGAAAAUAGAGGAUUAGAUUGUCUUCUGACGAUACUGGAAACUGAUGAAUUCAGUGAUCUACAUGUGGAAGCUCUUGCUGUGUUGGGAAAUUGUCUCGAAGAUGUGCAUACUCUGCAACUGAUUCAGCAGUCAGGAGGCCUUAGAAAGCUACUUUCAUUUGUAGGAGACUCUACCAUUCCCGAUAUUCAGAAGAAUGCAGCAAAGGCAAUUACCAAAGCAGCUUAUGACUCGGAAAAUAGAAAUAUCUUAAAUGAGGAAGAGGUUGAAAAGUGUCUCAUAAACCUUUUGGAAACUGAUAAUGAUGGAGUUAAAGUUGCUGCUUCCCAAGCAAUUUCUGCCAUGUGUGCGAAUUCAGCUAGCAAACGUGCAUUUGGACUCCAGGGGAUUCCCCAGCUAGUACAGUUGCUAAGCAGUGACAAUGAAGAGGUAAAAGAAGCUGCAGUGACAGUAUUAGUUAAUUUGACAGCAGCCAGUCCUAGUAAUGCAAGUGCUGUUGCUGAGGCUGAAGGAAUUGAGCCAUUAUUAAAUACCUUGUAUGCUCAGCGAGAUGGAGCCAUUGCUAAUGCUGCUACAGUUCUAACAAAUCUGGCCAUGCAAGAGCCAUUACGUGUAAAUAUCCAGAGCCACGGUAUUAUGAGUGUGCUUGCAGAACCGCUGCGCUCGACCAACAACCAAGUGCAAAGCAAAGCAGCAUUUGCUGUGACUGUGUUUGGUUGUGAUGCUGAUGCAAGGACUGAGUUAAGAAAAGCAGGUGGACUGGGACCACUCGUUGAACUGCUGCAUUCUAAAAAUGAAGAAGUCAGAAGAAAUGCCUGUUGGGCUGUUAUGAUCUGUGCAAGUGAUGAACUAACUGCUGUUGAACUAUGCAGGCUAGGUGCUUUAGAUAUCCUUGAAGAAAUUAAUCUAUCAAUAAGCCGCAAAAAUAACUUUAGUAAAGCUGCUCUGGAAAAGCUACUUGAUAACAACCUUUCCCAAAAGUACAGCCAGAUGGGAUAUUUAUCAUCAAAUAAUAUCAUUACUGAUGGAUUCUAUGAUUGUGGUCAGAUAAAACGUGGAAUGAAAUUUUCAUCUCUGGAGGAAUUGAGUAUGCAAGCUCUUACUGACCGUCGGGCCAUAAUCUUCAUUAAUGCUAAACCACAAGAAGAGCAAGCCAGUCCUCCAGGAGAGGAGAAGGCACACGAUUCAUCUCAUGAACAAACUAUCUUAUCACCUUCUAUUUCAAGAAAAAGCAGUAGAGAGAAAACAAGAAAAGGGAAGGGGAAAAAAGAAGAGGAAAAAUCAAAAGAAGUUAUUCAGAUUCUGUCUGCAGUCCAGGAUGAAAUAAAUCUACAAAAUACACAGUGGCUACCACCACCUGACCUCAUUUUACUUGAUUACAUUAAUGAUGCUUCCAAAACAAUUUUACCACUAACUACUACAAGGGAACAGGUUGUGGCUCUUGCACAAGGAAUUAUAGAUGCAACUGAUUCUGGUAUACACUGGAACAGGUUUGUUGCAGACAAGAUGGGUGGCCCGAUUGAAAGAGACAAACUUAACUUCAGCUGGGAACUUCACAUAAGCGAAAUAGAAUUUGAACUGAAAUGCAACGUUGUGCCUAUCGGGAAAGUAAAAAAAGGGACAUUCUACCACAGGGCUUUACUUUUCAAGGCGAUAGCAGACAGAAUUGGCAUUGGCUGUAGUUUAGUUCGUGGCAAGUACAACAGAGCUUGGAAUGAAGUUAAAUUGGUUGAUGACUCUCCUCAAGGAAUAACUGGGCUUCUGCUUCCCCCUCGCGAGUAUAUUGUAGAUCUAAUGUUUGAGCCAGGCCGUUUGAUAAAAGAGGGCAGCGUAGAGGCAGAUCAGUACAAACAUAUUUAAUCAUUUCGACAAAUGUCACCAAAGUAGCUAUUUUAAAGAUGUUUGCAGUGCUAAUAUUUAUGAAACAUGAGGGGUUUCAGGUCCAGCUAUCAAAAAGAAGCAUAACUGGUAUGUUGUCCUAAAUGUUGAGUUAAACGUAUUUUAGGUAUCCAA